AUGAUUCGCCCCCGUCUUCCUCCCGCUGUUCUGCGUUCUUUUGUAUUUGUUGAGGAAGACGGGAAAGAAACCCCCGUAAAAGUUCCUGAGGGUUGUACAGUCUUAGAGGCUGCACAUUCAAAUAAUGUACCUAUAGAAGGUGCAUGCGAGGGUCAAUGCUCUUGUUCAACUUGUCAUGUAAUUCUUAGUGAUGAAUUAUUUGCGGCAUUAAAAACACCAACAGAAGAAGAAGAAGAUAUGUUAGAUCUUGCUGCUUGUCUUACAGACACGUCCCGCUUAGGUUGCCAGAUUCGUGUAAAUUCUUCUUUUAAUGGAGAGAAGAUUCGUUUGCCUCCAAUGACGCGUAAUUUCUUUGUAGAUGGAUAUAAACCCUCCCCUCAUUAG
Eimeria maxima is the source of this 384-nucleotide messenger RNA. Its product is annotated as ferredoxin, putative. Gene Ontology annotation, cellular component: mitochondrion. The transcript has 4 exons. Gene Ontology annotation, biological process: P450-containing electron transport chain. The record is from RefSeq and is a predicted model, not a curated record. NCBI's taxonomy places the organism in Eukaryota, Apicomplexa, Conoidasida, Eucoccidiorida, Eimeriidae. Gene Ontology annotation, molecular function: 2 iron, 2 sulfur cluster binding. Bases 1 to 384 code for a protein of 127 amino acids.